Molecule: messenger RNA, 714 nt
Organism: Mesorhabditis spiculigera
Lineage: Eukaryota; Metazoa; Nematoda; Chromadorea; Rhabditida; Rhabditidae
Source: the annotation of a GenBank genome assembly
AUGUAUUCAAAAGUCAUGAUCCGCCAAAUUCACGCCGGCGUCUCGUCGAUCGGCUUGGCGUUGAACUUGCUGGCCAUUUUCCUGAUUCUCAAAAAUAAGCACAGCGUUGUCGGAAGAUAUGCGUAUCUCUUAUUCUGCUUCUCAAUUAUCAACCUCGUGUAUGUGUUGGUGGAUUUGCUAUUCGCUCCGCCCGAACUCAAUCCGGAGCUCUGGGUCGGCUACCUGGGUACAGUUCUGGUAAUCGGCAUGUUGGCCUCGAUCUGGAUGGUCAUCAUAUAUUCUGGCUACAACGUCUACAAGGCGUUGAGCACCGCCAGGAUUGUCAGCAAAAAGACGAAAAGCUUGCAGCAGGAGCUGUUUCGAGCCUUGGUUAUACAGCUCCUCAUCCCGCUCUUCUUCAACUACCUCCCAAUGAGCCUCAUCUUCGCUUCUGCCAUCUUCCGAAUUUCCGUUGAUCUCGAACUCACCGGACUUUUAUUCAUGCUUGACCCUUUUAUCGAGCCGAUCGUUAUUAUUUACUUUAUUAAGUGCUACAGGACCUCCUUCUACCGUAUCUUCUGUUGCCGUGGCGUCACUGGGAGCCAAGUGUACUCCAGUCAAAACGCUAGACUUUCCCAACAAAUCAAGGCCAACUCGACUAGUGCUGCUGGAGAUGUCGAACCUACAGAAAGGCCCAGCGGGGCAAAACCGGAAAUUUUUGUAUCGAUACCUGAG